Theileria parva strain Muguga is the source of this 2171-nucleotide messenger RNA. RefSeq names its product SWR1-complex protein 4 (gene SWC4). Lineage: Eukaryota; Apicomplexa; Aconoidasida; Piroplasmida; Theileriidae. The record is from RefSeq and is a predicted model, not a curated record. Gene Ontology annotation, biological process: DNA repair; negative regulation of transcription by RNA polymerase II; chromatin remodeling. The transcript is spliced from 4 exons. Gene Ontology annotation, cellular component: NuA4 histone acetyltransferase complex; Swr1 complex. Bases 142 to 1977 code for a protein of 611 amino acids. Gene Ontology annotation, molecular function: transcription corepressor activity.
AACUUAUGGUUUUAUAAACUACUCCCUUUAUUAAACCAUAGUUAUUGUAUCUAUAAAAUUAUGUUAUUUUGAUUAUGGGCAAUCUGGUAGAUUUUAUUUUUUAACCUUGAAAAUGUGUUACCAAUUAACAAUCACUAGGGAAUGAAGGAUAAAGAAAAGGAAAUACCUUCAGUUCCUACUUCAUAUCGUAUUUUAAUAAAGGGAGCCUCUGCAAAUGAUAAUAAACAAAUACGUUUAAAUGUAGAUGAUAAACGUCAUGUGUGGCGUCAAUGCUCUUUUAAGAAUCCAGCAAGGUCAGACGGAUUAGUGUUGAGGCAUUGGCGCCACUUUGAAAAGGGCACAGAAUAUCUUUCAUCAGCCAGAAAACAAAGGAAAGUCGUGAGAAACAAGAUUUGUAAGAAUAUUGAUGACGAUUCGACCUGUACACUUGCCAGAAUUGAUGAAGAGGAUUCAGUACUUGACUCAUACUCAUUUGCCAGAGUAAAUCCCUCUGUUAAAAUUUAUCGUUACUCCGAUGAUUUUUAUAUGUUCCAUUUAGCCGAUUUGGACCCAUCGUGGACUAAGGAUGAGACUGAUUUGUUAUUUGACCUUUGUGAGAUGUUUGAACUCAGAUUUAUCGCUAUCCAUGACUGUUUCAAGUGGCGCAAGGACAUUCCACUGGAGAAGCUUAAACAACGUUACUAUAGUGUAACAAAACGUAUAGUUGAAUUCCUCUUCGAGGAGAAGAUAAAAAAUGAGAUUAUGAAGCACGGGAACCCGAAUCAUCCCGUGGUAUUGUCACUGAAGGACGAGUCGGCACGUCAUCCUCUGGUCAAGUUCACGUACAACGCAGACCACGACCGUGAUCGUCGUCAAAUGCUUGAGCGUAGUUACAGGAUCACUCCCGAGCAACGAGAAAUGGAAGCUCAGUUGCUGAGUGACAUAAAAGCUGCGGAAUCUCUCCUAAAAUCUGAAGAGAAGAAGAGAAGUGAGAUGAAGAGACUUAAGCGCAAAUUUAACGUAAACGAGUCUGAAGUAAUUCCAACACCCAGACUUGACCAAUUCCAAACAAAACCAGUGUGGCUUGCGAGCUCUUUUAUCUCGUUUUACAAAUCACAACUCACUCAGCAUCAUAAUGACGCUGUGGAUGAAAUGCUAAAUGAACUUAACAUUUCACCCCCAGUUGUUUCUUCACAAGCCUCAAAUGAACUUUAUUGCAUUGUUCGAGGAGAUGCCGCGAUAAUGAUAAACAUAGUUAAUAAAGUGGAGAGCUUACGUAAGGAGUUGGAUCACUGGAAACAGUUGACAAAUCAGCCUACGGAACCUGAAGCUGCAAAGGUUAAGGAAGAACCUUUUCCAGAUACAACUGAUCAUAUGCAGGUGUAUCAGACACCCCUCACACACAGUGUUAUUGCUAAGUCGUUCACUAAACCUAAACCAACAGUCGGCGGAGUAUCUACAGUACAACAAGUACAGCCUGUGCCAACUGUUAACCCACCUACCACAGUUGGAGUACAUGAAGAAGAUCCGAUGCAGCAGUCUCGUCGCAUGAUGGUACAGGGCAUGCCUCCUCAGAUGAAGGGAAUGUAUCCGAUAAAGGCACAGAGUGGUGCUGCAAGUCCGCAGGCCUUCACACAGCAAAUGUACCCCCAGUUUCAGCAACAAAUGUUCCACACUCAGAUGAACCCGCGUGUUAUUCAGCAUCACAUACAACAAAGAAUGAUGCAACAACAACAGUUCCAGCAGCAACAGCAACACUUUCAGCACAUGAUGCCAAUGCAUCAGGAUGCCAAGUUCCAACCAAUUCAUCAGGAUACAAAAUUCCCUCCAAUGCAUCAAGAUUCGCAAAUGGGAACUCCACAAAUGCCUUCAGGACAGUACAACCCAAAUCAAUAUCAAGCUCAAUUCUCACCCUCACAGCGCUAUUACCAAACACAUAACCAACAAAUGAUGCAUCACAUGGGACUACAAAAAGGCCCAAACACCAAUCAAAAAUAAGUGACGAUACCGCUAAUCACAGUGUUACUACUAUGUAAUUACCAAAAGGGUUAAAUCGCCAAAUCAUGUUUUAAAGGUGUAUUUUUAACAUUGUAACUGCUUGGAUUAAAUUAUAAACAAGUAAUUUAUAAAAUGUGUAAAAAUAAUUUGAAUUAUCCAAUAAGGCGAAUAAUGUAAAAAUAGUGUAAGGGAUA